Messenger RNA from Helobdella robusta, 2937 nucleotides. RefSeq lists its product as hypothetical. Bases 1 to 2937 code for a protein of 978 amino acids. The transcript is spliced from 22 exons. Gene Ontology annotation, biological process: SCF-dependent proteasomal ubiquitin-dependent protein catabolic process. Lineage: Eukaryota; Metazoa; Annelida; Clitellata; Rhynchobdellida; Glossiphoniidae. Gene Ontology annotation, molecular function: protein binding. Gene Ontology annotation, cellular component: SCF ubiquitin ligase complex. The record is from RefSeq and is a predicted model, not a curated record.
AUGGAAGGAAUGCUAGGUAGUGAUCAGUCCCAGUCUGGCUCCAUGAGCGUGCAUGACCUAAUCACCUAUUUAGUCGGUAUGGGGUUUGAGAUGAAGGACUGCCAGCUAGCAAUUCAAAAUGGAAAACUUACAGUUGAUGAAGCAGUAGAAUGGUUAUUAAACAAAGACACCACCAUUCAACCAAUGUCCUCUGUUUAUAUCAGAAAACCAGCUACUACACCAGCUCCUGUUCUCAAACUUAAUACGGAGACCAAUCAGCCAUCAACAACAAGUCAGCCCUUUAGUCCGUCAACAGUGACAUCAUCAAAUAUGUCAUCAAUAAGGGAUCGAACUCAAGAGCAAGAGCGUUCGUUUAGAUUAAAAUUUGAAGAAAAAGAAAUGAAGAAAGCAAAAAAGGAAGCUAGGGUAGAGAAGUUCAGGAAAAAAAUGUUUAUGAUAUUUUUGUUAACUUUAACCAUUCUAUUGAAGGCUCACGAACAAGCUCUCAAUGAUAUCAAGGCCGAUCGUGAGAAACGUGAUUUGAUGUGGCCCAGCCAAUCUGAUCAAACAUCAUCUGAAGGAACAACUUCUAUUGGUCUAAAUGCUGUCAAUCGAGCUGCACAGACAGCCAAUCAAAUUCCACCAAGUAAAGUAUUUAAAGCCACGCCAGGUUUGAAUGCUGAUGAUGGCAACCAAUGCAAGAUGUGUAGAUUGCAGGUGAAAUUAUUGGAUGGGAGACGAAUCCUAAUAGAAACAAGCGUAAACUCAACAUUGUCAGAUGUGUGGUACAAGUUGGAGGUUGAACAUCAACUCAAUAGAGAAGGAUUGUCAUUGGCUCAAGCCUACCCACACGUUGAAUAUGAUUCGAGUCACGAUAAUGAAACGCUAUCCAAUUUGAAACUUGUCCCAUCCGCGAGUCUGAUCAUUAAAAAAAAUCAAACUAUCCAAGAAAAAACUUCCAGCAGCUCAUUUCUACCCACGAACUGUGAUCUGAACGUUGGAAGGUCAUUCCGAUCCGCGUUACCAACUCGCUUUAAUAAAUGGGGCACUGGUUACGUACUUCAAGCCUCUAAUGAGGCAGAUUAUAAACCAAAACCAGAAGAUGAACAGAAAGAAGAUGGCGGUAGAAACAGAAGUGAUGACGAAGACAAAGGUGCUAAAGGUUUCAGAAAUGAGAGGGAUAAUAAAGUUGAUGAUGCCAGUGAUGCUGACAGCAACAAAAUUGCAGACGAUAAUGAUAACGCAGAUGAUGACGUAUAUGAAGAUGAUGUUAACAAUGCAGAUGAUGAUAAUGAUGAUGAUGACACUGGUAGAGAAGUCGCUGAAAAUGCCGAUGGUGACUGGGUACGCGGGUUUCAGCCGGCUUUUGAUAGGGUCAAUAAUUAUGACGACGAUGAUAGAGUGGAAGAUUGGCAGGAGGAUGAAGAUGAUUACUGGAACCGACUCAGAUUUCAAGCUCCUCCUCCUCAAAGACCACCACCAGCCAAUUGGAAUCAACGUGUUCGUGCCAGAAAUUUGGAUAGGGAUUUUCAAGGUAGACGUAGAAUUCGAGGAAUCUUUGAUGAAGAUUUGAAUCAACGUUUUCAGGAAGAUGAAAGUCAUCACUUUUGGGGGGAGGGCCACAGUUUGGCUCGGCAGAUAUUUGGCAUGCCUGUCCUUGACCAUUUAAAUAAAGAUCCCAAACAACUUGCUGCCGAAGCGGCAAAAAGCAGACACAGUAGACCGCGUCGACCUUCUCAGCAGCGUCCAUCAGCCACAAACGGCAGUGCGUCAUCAUCUUCGUCGUCGUCAUCACCAUCACCACCGGCGCUGAAAGUUGUUCCGUUAUUAAAAAGUCAAUGCAUCCAGUACAUCACUAAGUCACUGAGCAAAUCAGUUUAUGCUCUACCAACCAGUUUAUCCUGCCUACCCUACGAUUCGGCUGAAUGCUUGCAUCUUCCGUAUUUAAAAUCACUUAAUCUGUCGUCCUGUGAUUUGUUCAACUUUGAAGGCCUGCAAUCCAUCAGUGGUCUCAAGUAUUUAAAAAGCCUCAACCUAAGUAACUGCUAUCAACUGUCAGACAAUAUCGUGCCUACAUUAAUUGCUCUGGAAAGUUUAGAGGAGUUAACACUAGAGAAUACAAGCAUGUCUGACUCUGGUAUCUCGGCCUACUGCCAAUCAAAACCGCCAAACGUCUUACUCUUGUCUCUUGCGGGCUGCCCAAUCACAGAUUCCUCUUUAACUUCAUUCAAAAAUAUUCCAAAGUUGAGGAAUUUGAACCUUAGAAGAUGUCAGAUAACUGGUACAAAGGGUAUCGAACAAAUACCAAACCUGGUAUCUUUGAACUUGAGUGGAACGAAAGUGACGGCAGAUGGCUUAGCAUCACUGGGAGGCAUGCAGUUCCUUAGAUCUCUCGAUCUAUCUGAGACCUCUGAAGUUUCUACUAAUAAGGCUCUCACCCUACUUUCCGAAAUGCCACUAGUGGCGUUAGAUUUGACGAAUUUCAUUUACAUUACCGACGAGUCGAUGUCGUCUAUUGCACUGAUGACAAGGUUGAAAAUUCUUUCGUUGAGAAACGUUAAGAUCACUGACAGAGGAAUCCUGCAGUUAAAAACUUUGACAUCUCUUCAGGAGCUUCACCUUGAUAGAACUGAGUUGACUGACGUUGGGUGCAGCAUAUUUCCACAUUUCACACAGCUGCAACAGUUAAGUCUUCCAAUAACAAGCAUUACAGACACUUUCAUAUCAUCGGGAUAUUUGGACGCGUGCCGUGAACUAACCAAACUCAACCUUAGCAAGACCUCAGUCACAAGUGCAGGUAUCCUGAGGUUACGACUGCCCAGUUUAAUUCUACUCAACAUUAAUGAAACUUACGCGAAACCUGAACUGAUUUCAAGUUUGCCCGACUGUCCCCUGCUGACCCAAGUCAUUUACAAGAAUUUGAAGGUCAACGGAAAUGAUUAUGAUGGGGAGAACUAA